AGGGUCUAGAACUAUCUCCCAUGGCUCCAGCUAAAGAUUUUGCCAAAAAAGGUGACCUCAAAGCCCAAGCCGUCAAGCUUGGAAAAGCUGUGAAAUCAGGAUCAACCUUUAAGAAGGCGUCAAAAAAGAUACGAACAAAAGUUACAUUUCAUCGGCCUAAGCCAUUGAAGAAGAAUAGAAAUCCCAAGUAUCCUAGGAUUAGUGCACCUGGAAGGAACAGACUUGAUCAAUACCAGGUUCUCCAAUAUCCUCUCACCACCGAGUCUGCAAUGAAGAAGAUUGAGGACAAUAAUACACUUGUUUUUACUAUUGACAUCAGGCCUGAUGGAACAAAGGAGGCCUACGUGAGGUUGACACCCGACUAUGAUGCUUUGGACGUUGCAAACAAAAUUGGAAUCAUCUAAAUGGGUUAAAAUAGUUUGUAUUUUUGGAUAUGAGAAUUUGGAAC
Lycium ferocissimum is the source of this 448-nucleotide messenger RNA. RefSeq names its product large ribosomal subunit protein uL23-like. Gene Ontology annotation, molecular function: structural constituent of ribosome. Gene Ontology annotation, cellular component: ribosome; cytosolic large ribosomal subunit. The transcript has a single exon. The record is from RefSeq and is a predicted model, not a curated record. NCBI's taxonomy places the organism in Eukaryota, Viridiplantae, Streptophyta, Magnoliopsida, Solanales, Solanaceae. Gene Ontology annotation, biological process: translation; ribosomal large subunit assembly. The coding region runs from base 21 to 404 and encodes 127 amino acids.